Messenger RNA from Saccharomycopsis crataegensis, 288 nucleotides. RefSeq lists its product as uncharacterized. Bases 1 to 288 code for a protein of 95 amino acids. The transcript has a single exon. The record is from RefSeq and is a predicted model, not a curated record. Lineage: Eukaryota; Fungi; Ascomycota; Saccharomycetes; Ascoideales; Saccharomycopsidaceae.
AUGGUCUCCCAAAUACUACGCAACACAUUGAGACGCUCCUAUGCUACCACAACUACCGCCUCCACUGCCUCAUUAGCCAAACCUCCACGUAAAAUUGGCGCCGUCAGAGGCGGCUUCCUUGGCUUCUUGUUGGGGGUCUCUGUCACUGGUUUUGGCUCAUAUUAUUACUUGAUUGACGAGUACAGAGCCGCUAACAAGGCAAUUGUCGGUGAUGUUUUGUCUUUGGAAAAGACUAUUAGUUCAUUGGAAGAGCACGUUCGUGUCUUGGAAUCAAAGGUUAACAAAUAA